Molecule: messenger RNA, 1077 nt
Organism: Ceutorhynchus assimilis (cabbage seed weevil)
Lineage: Eukaryota; Metazoa; Arthropoda; Insecta; Coleoptera; Curculionidae
Source: the annotation of a GenBank genome assembly
AUGUAUUGCUCGCCUAGGUUUACGUCAUUACAAUACGCUGCAGUCAAUACUGUCGGCUGUAAUGAGCUUGAAGUUUUCGUAAGAGAAAUGGAAAAAUUUCCACUGAAUGAGCCCGUGGAUGUUAAGCCCGUUGUAUUAGCUGCUUGUGCAAAUAUGUUCAUGCAAUAUAUGUGCUCCACAAGUUUCCCUUAUGACGAUAAAGAUUUCAGAAAAAUAGUGAGAGAUUUUGACGAGAUUUUCUGGGAAAUUAAUCAAGGAUAUGCUGUAGAUUUCUUGCCAUGGCUGUUGCCUAUGUACAGUAAGCACAUGAGUAAGUUAUCCCUAUGGGCUGCAAAUAUCAGGGAGUUUAUUCUAGCUAGAAUCGUGCAGGAUCAUGUCAAAACUUUGGACUACCACGCACCACCAAGAGAUUUCACAGAUGCCUUGCUAAUUCAUCUCCAGGAAGAUCCCAAUAUGGAGUGGCAACAUAUUAUUUUCGAAUUGGAAGAUUUUAUUGGUGGUCACUCUGCUAUUGGUAACUUGGUGAUGAUGGUUCUAGCAAAUGUUGUAAAAUAUCCAGAAAUUGCUGCGAAAAUUCAAGAAGAAGUAGACAGUGUCACUAAUUACGGCCAGCGUUACGUAGACCUUUUCGAUAAAGAAGCGAUGCCAUAUACUGAAGCUGUCCUAUGGGAAACUUUACGUAAAGGUUCUUCUCCAAUUGUACCUCAUGUUGCAUCUACAGACACUGAUAUAGAAGGUUUCCCUAUAAAACGUGGCACCAUGAUUUUUUUAAAUAAUUACGAACUAAAUUUAAGUCCCGAAUAUUGGGAUGAUCCUGAACAAUUUAAACCAGAAAGAUUCAUUUCUGCAUCCGGAACCGUCGUGAAGCCAGCACAUUUUAUACCUUUCAGCACUGGAAAAAGAACUUGUAUUGGUCAACGCCUAGUACAAUGCUUUAGUUUUAUCAUUAUCUCGACACUUCUACAAAAAUAUGACAUUUCUCCAGGCUCUGAAAUAAAAAUUAAACCUAGUUGUGUGGCCGUUGCUCCAGAUUGCUUUAAACUUAUCUUAAAGACUAGGAAUAAAAAUCAAAACUAA